AUGUUGCCGGUCUCCUUGGCGUUCUUCCUGUUCGAAGCUAUCGUCCUUGCAAGCAAUAAAGUACUGGAUUCACAGCAAAAGCUGCAUCGAGUAAAGCGAGAUUUUGAAGCUGACCCUUUCACUGAAAUCAUCGCAAACGAACCAGACCUGCCUCUUAACCAAGAACUGGAACCAAUCAUUUAUCCGGAGCUGCCAGGACUCCAGUUAUGGUGGUCAGCGUUGUCACCGCCACAAGUACCACAACUACCGCUGCUUCCAACGCCAUACGCUGUGUUUGAGGAGAUCCCGAUGAGUCACAUGAAUCCUUUGUUCUUUGACGAUAGAGAAUUUAAUAAUCCGUUUAGCAACACUCCUCACAGACCAUCAUUUCUACCCGCCUAUAGUUAUAAGUUAAGGCAGAAUUUCGAGCCGCAUCAACAAAGUCAACCACUCAUGGUGCCGCUGUUCGCGCCCCCGCGUCCUCUUGAUGCUGUAUCAUUUCCCGUGAUUGGUCUCUCCGCUGAAAUUGUACCGUACCGCGAAGCUAUACCAUUCCCGGCGGGAGCUACUGGACCAGUGCCACCAUUUGGGGAGGAACCAGUCGAUUUCAGGCCUGGUGGUUUGUUGAUGGAAAAGCGAUGGAUUCCUAUUGCACCUAUACUUGAAGUUCCACCGUACCAACUUGUCUUAACGCCCUGGAGUUCAAUGAGUCAUUAUGAGUCGGCACCAGCACUUGCAAAGGCAUUUGGAACAACCGUCAAAAGGUCACCUCAACCCCCACCACCACCGCCCCCACCGCCACCCCCACCACCUCCGCCACCUCCACCUCUUCCGCCACCUUCAGGAUAUUUUGGUUGGCUAUAG
Messenger RNA from Gongylonema pulchrum, 843 nucleotides. The record is from the annotation of a GenBank genome assembly. Lineage: Eukaryota; Metazoa; Nematoda; Chromadorea; Rhabditida; Gongylonematidae.